UGCAGGACAUGCUGCGCCAGCGCGCCCUGCUGCUCUCGCUGGGGGGUCUGCUCUGCCUCUGGUCAGCCUUCUGCCAGGAGUGCACCAAGUACAAAGUCAGCACCUGCCGGGACUGUGUGGAGUCGGGCCCUGGCUGCGCCUGGUGCCAGAAGCUGAACUUCACUGGGCUAGGGGAGCCGGACUCGGUUCGCUGUGACACCCGGAAGCAGCUAUUGUUGAAGGGAUGUGCGGCUGACGACAUCAUGGACCCCAGGAGCCUGGCUGAGACCCAGGAGGACAAGAAGGACGGCCAGCAGCAGCUGUCCCCACAGAAAGUGACGCUCUACCUGAGACCAGGUCAGGCGGCUGCCUUCAACGUGACCUUCCGGCGGGCCAAGGGUUACCCCAUCGACUUGUACUACCUGAUGGACCUCUCCUACUCCAUGCUGGACGACCUCAUCAACGUCAAGAAGCUGGGCGGUGACCUGCUCCGGGCCCUCAACGAAAUCACCGAGUCCGGCCGCAUCGGCUUCGGGUCCUUCGUGGACAAGACGGUGCUCCCCUUCGUCAACACGCACCCCGAGAAGCUGAAGAACCCGUGCCCCAACAAGGAGAAGGAGUGCCAGCCCCCGUUCGCCUUCAGACACGUGCUGAAGCUCACCAACAACUCCAACCAGUUCCAGACAGAGGUCGGGAAGCAGCUGAUUUCCGGAAACCUGGACGCCCCCGAGGGCGGGCUGGACGCCAUGAUGCAGGUCGCCGCGUGCCUGGAGGAAAUCGGCUGGCGCAACGUCACUCGGCUGCUGGUGUUUGCCACGGACGACGGCUUCCACUUCGCGGGUGACGGGAAGCUGGGUGCCAUCCUGACCCCCAAUGACGGCCGCUGCCACCUGGAGGGCAACCUAUACAAGCGCAGCAAUGAAUUCGACUACCCGUCGGUGGGCCAGCUGGCACACAAACUGGCUGAAAACAACAUCCAGCCCAUCUUUGCGGUGACCAAGAGAAUGGUGAAAACCUACGAGAAACUCACUGAGGUCAUCCCCAAGUCAGCGGUCGGGGAGCUGUCGGACGACUCCAGCAAUGUGGUGCAGCUCAUCAAGAACGCCUACAACAAACUCUCCUCCAGGGUCUUUCUGGACCACAACAUGGUCCCCAGCACCCUGAAAGUCACCUACAGCUCCUUCUGCAGUAAUGGGGUAUCGCAGGUGGACCAGCCCAGAGGGGACUGCGACGGCGUCCAGAUCAACGUCCCGAUUACCUUCCAGGUGAAGGUCACGGCCACGGAGUGCAUCCAGGAGCAGUCCUUCGUCAUCCGGGCACUGGGCUUCACGGACACGGUGACGGUGCGAGUCCUCCCUCAGUGUGAGUGCCACUGCCAGGCCAAGAGCCAGGCCCGCGGCCUCUGUGGCGGCAAGGGCUUCCUGGAGUGCGGCAUCUGCAGGUGUGAGGCCGGCUACAUCGGGAAGAGCUGUGAGUGCCAGACGCACGGCCGGAGCAGCCAGGAGCUGGAGGGCAGCUGCCGGCGCAACAACAACUCCAUCCUCUGCUCGGGGCUGGGGGACUGCCUCUGCGGACAGUGUGUGUGCCACAGGAGUGACGUGCCCAACAAGAAGAUCUUCGGGCGCUACUGCGAGUGUGACAACGUCAACUGCGAGCGCUACGACGGGCGGGUCUGCGGGGGCGAGGAGCGGGGCAGCUGCGCCUGCGGCAAGUGCUACUGCAAGGAGGGCUUCGAGGGCUCGGCCUGCCAGUGCGAGCGGUCCACCCGGGGCUGCCUGAGCGCCGAGGGCUUCGAGUGCAACGGGCGUGGCCGCUGUCGCUGUAACGUGUGUGAGUGCGAUGCGGGCUACCAGCCGCCCCUGUGCCUGGAGUGCCUGGGCUGCCCGUCGCCCUGCGGCCGGUACAUCACCUGCGCCCAGUGUCUCAAGUUUGACCAGAGCCCCUCGGGGAAGAACUGCAGCAUGGAGUGCGGGAACGUGGGCCUGCUGAGCAAACGCCCGGAAAAGGGCCGCAGGUGCAAGGAGCGGGAUCUGGAGGGCUGCUGGAUCACCUACACCCUGCGGCAGCGGGUCGGCAGGGACAGCUACGACAUCCACGUGGACGACACCCGAGAGUGUGUGGGGGGCCCCCAAAUCGCCCCCAUUGUGGGGGGCACUGUGUCAGGAAUUGUGCUCAUCGGCAUCCUUCUGCUGGCCAUCUGGAAGGCUCUGACCCACCUGAGUGAUCUCCGGGAGUACAAGCGAUUUGAGAAGGAGAAGCUCAAGUCCCAGUGGAACAACGAUAACCCCCUUUUCAAGAGCGCCACCACAACAGUCAUGAACCCGAAGUUUGCUGAGAGUUAGGGCGCUUGGUGAAGACAGCGCUGUCUGAACCAGAUGGAAACACCCCCAAAUCACAUCUCCGCCAGGCUCCUCCAGGGAUAUGGCUCACAAUCCUUGACAAUUUCACCCAUUAACCGAAAAUCCACUGUUGUUUUCUGCUGUUGAAAUAAUAGGUAUGCUCAGGUGACAAUAUGGACAUGUCGGAAGGGACAGCCUCCCCCCUCUGAUGUGUCUGACCUUGUGGUAGAGAUUUGAAGAAGGAAUUGCUUGGGUCUUAUGAGGUUAGAUGUGUUUUCCUAUAAAACUUAGAGUGGCAAUCUCAUUGUGGCACAAAUUUAUUUAUAUUUGAACUUAUCAGGGUAUAAAAAUCACAUCCCAUUGAUGAUACUGUUUCCCAAUCGUGUGUAUAGAAAAAAUAAAUAAAACUUCAGUCGAG
Leptonychotes weddellii (Weddell seal) is the source of this 2736-nucleotide messenger RNA. The record is from RefSeq and is a predicted model, not a curated record. NCBI's taxonomy places the organism in Eukaryota, Metazoa, Chordata, Mammalia, Carnivora, Phocidae.